This is a messenger RNA of Vitrella brassicaformis, 2506 nucleotides long. NCBI's taxonomy places the organism in Eukaryota, Vitrellaceae. The record is from the annotation of a GenBank genome assembly.
CUGGUGUUAUCUUCAUCAUGAAUGCCCCAUAUUUUCAUGUCAAAGCGUCCCCCCCUCCUUCUGCCUCGGUGACUGUUUAUCGAGCGAAGGCUUCCCAUCCACCUGGCCCUUCUUUGGCUGGGAGAAUGACCACGAUGCUCGCCGUCGCCGCUCUUCUGAUGGCGGGCCUCCUGGCCUUACUGGCGCCCUUCUCGAUGGUGGUGCUUGUCCUGCGCAGCCACCAGCAGCCCUUGACGGGCGGUCUAGCCGGUCUCACAAUCCCAGUGCCGAAGACCUUCGAGAGUGACAGCCACGAGGAAUUUCUGGCCUUGCCGCGGUCCGCUGCUCGGCCUUCGCUUCAUCCCGUCUACUCGUCUUCCCCGUCCCUCUCUCCCACUCCUUACUGGCACCCGCACGUACGGUGGGUUUUCGUCAUCACUCCCUCAAAACAGCGCUACACGCAGCGAGUCGAUUUGGUGCGGCUCAUGAACACGCUGUCCCACAUCGACAACUUGCAUUGGAUCCUGGUCGGUCACAAGGAAUGGCGGAAGCGCACAGUGGCUUUGUGUAUCGUGUAUGUCGCAUUGAUGUGUUUGUUAGGUGGAGGACAACGUCAAGCAGUCUCCCAAAGUGGAUCGGUGGCUCAACGAGAGCAGAGUCCAGCACUACACGCACCUGUUUGCGCCGUCCAGGGCCAAGAAGCGCAUGAAGGUCAGAGGGUCACAGCAGAGGAAUCGAGCAAUCCUCCAUCUCAAGAACAUGAUCGCAAACGAGGAGGACGAGGCGCUCAAAAAGGCAUACCAAGUGAGCGAAGUGGGGGCACGUUGGGGCGCUGCAUUUGCUGCUGUGUCCCUGUGUAUCUGUGCUGUCACGCAGGAGGGUGUCGUUUACUUUGCUGAUGACGACAAUGCCUACAGUCUUGCCCUCUUCGACGAGCUGCGGCGCGUCAAGUCGAUUGGUGUCUGGCCCGUUGCCUUCACCGCCGGCCGUUACGUCGAGCGAUGCAUUCUGAACGAGACCACCGGCCACAUUGCCUCCUAUCAGGCGUGGAAUGUGCGUAGAAACACACCCACUCACGCGAACGCGUCUCGGCACGAGUCCAUGUGCAUGACUCUGUCCCUUGUGUUGCGUGCAGUCCACCGGACGUGCCUUUCCGAUCGACAUGGGGGGCUUUGGCAUCCACACCAGACUAUUCCUCCCCGAGAAUGCCUCGGCCGACCCGCCCCUGUUUGACAUGCGAAGCAAGCACGGCCAGCUUGAAAGCGACUUUCUCGGUCAGUUUGGCAUCCCCCUUGCCGAUUUGGAGCCGCUGGCCGACAACUGCACCAAGGUAUUCGCACGACCACGCUCGAAUUGACUAACCUGAAACGCUAUGUGGGUAUAGGUGAAUGUCUGGCACGUCAAGACGAAGAUCGACAAGAUUGACAAGGAUAUCGACUUGGCCAUCGACGUCUGAGGACCUUGGUUAAAGCCGCGUGUGUAGUCUCUAUCAAUGCAGGGAGGCUUUGGACGUGUGUGUGAGUCUGGAUGUACGCGCACUAAGCCCUUGAGCAAGUCAGAGGGGAGUGGAGGGUCGGGGACCGACAGAAAGAGUCUGGUCAAACGAGAUCCGUAGCAGUGUUUUUCCAAUGGAAGCCACGAAAGCACAUCAAUAUUUGUCAGCGUGUGUCGUCCGAUUUUAUAGAUUAGAGGGACGCGCACAGUGAGAAAUGGAGGGUAUGUACAGGUUUUUACAAGACCCUCUUUUGGACACCUGCUGCAUACACGUAUAGAGAGAUAGAGAGAGAUGUGGUUGUCAGUCGUCUGUAUUCUUUCGCGCUAGACUUAUGGAGACUUAUCCUUUCGUUGCCUGCUUGGCCGUCUGCGGGCAAAAAACGCAAGCAGACGGCCAAAAAAAUCAAAGGGCGCACACCACUGCGCCCCGCUUGUUGCCCUUUUGCCUGCGGUGUGAUGUGUGUAUGCAGACAGCUCUUGAUCAUGCGUGCAUAUUGGUUUGCGCACGUGUGCUGUCAGUCUAUGUCGACGCUGUGUGCGAUCCUUCAUGUCUCUGUGUCCAUGUGUAUACAUACGAAUACUUGCUUGUGUGUGUCUACAUAUGUACGCAUGUCUACCAAUUCAAUUAAUGUGGGAUCGAAGCAAGACAAGAUCGAAUACACACACGUACAACGACAACCAGUAUAGAAGCGGAACGAACAGACAAUCAUCUGUCUAUAUAUCAGGACGCUUCUGAAGCGUCACUCAGCACUAGCUACUGAUAGCCACAAGGCCGCUUUUCAAGCCCCCCUCUGCCUAGGCAUGCUGUUUUUCAGUUGCCUUCACCUGUAAGGUCACAGGUCACGCUUGGUGUCUUCCGGUUGCCUUCGCGCGGAUACGUGUCGAGACAGAUGGAUGGAUGCGUGUCGAAUCAGUUUCCAUUUGAUCCACCACUUGAUGUCAGUGCAUGUCAGUGCAUGUCAGUGCAGCCGUCCAUACAUCGAUGACAACAUACACACACACUCUCACGCUCACAGACUCACACGCACACACA